AAACAAAUGUCAAUUUAUUACAAUGAUUACAUUAAAUAAAUAAUAAUAAUUUGGGAAAUAUUGUUGGGUAGGAAAACGUGAGAAUCUUUAAAUUUUACGUUGUAUUAAUAUUCGUCAUGAUCACUAACAAUGGCUGACAAGUAUAGUUGGUCAAUAUUAAUAUAUUUAGUGUCAAGUCUUUUAUGUUGUCAUGCUGCAAUGAAUGCAAAUAUGUCGAGAAGCGACAGCGGAGGAUUUAAAAACGAUUCAUUGUUGGAAAACGAUCCAGAACUGAAUUAUGUUCCAUCUGGGCCGCUGGUUAUGUGCUCUUUCUUGCCAAUGGAGUUCAUCGAAUGUGAAGACCUAAUUGACUUAAAAGGAAACAAGACAAGAGAUGAUACCAUGACAGGCGGCUGCUCAAAAUAUGGCGGUAGUUAUAGAUAUGAAGACGUUGAAAAGACAACAGUUCAAUGCAUGGUUUUACCUGGUAUAGAAUGCCACGGUAAUAGAAAAUUCAACAAGAAAGGAUUUCCUUGUGUGAAAUAUGGUGGCUAUUAUUUCCUAACUACUCUACUAUAUUCAAUUUUACUUGGAUUUCUUGGUAUGGACCGGUUUUGUCUAGGACAAACUGGAACAGCUGUUGGAAAAUUAUUGACACUUGGAGGUGGUGGAGUCUGGUGGAUACUAGAUGUCAUUUUGUUAGUCACUAAUCAACUUUUGCCUGAAGAUGGCAGUAAUUGGAAUAUUUAUGUUUAAUUGAAAAACUAUUUUUGUAACUUUCGUAAAAUAAAACUACUAAUUGUAUAAAAAA
Molecule: messenger RNA, 790 nt
Organism: Aphis gossypii (cotton aphid)
Lineage: Eukaryota; Metazoa; Arthropoda; Insecta; Hemiptera; Aphididae
Gene: amrt
Product: TM2 domain-containing protein CG11103
Exons: 4
Coding region: 130-735 (201 amino acids)
Source: RefSeq, a predicted model, not a curated record